This is a messenger RNA of Hydatigera taeniaeformis, 1812 nucleotides long. The record is from the annotation of a GenBank genome assembly. NCBI's taxonomy places the organism in Eukaryota, Metazoa, Platyhelminthes, Cestoda, Cyclophyllidea, Taeniidae.
AUGCCUGCCGACAUGAAUUUGUCGACGUCACCAGCCGAUGCGGGUUUCAUGGCACAUCAUGGCUCUGGAAUUGACUCGAAUUUGCCCAUUUACGGAGGAAACUUGGAAACUUCAGCUGAGUCAGAACGUGGAAUCCAUCAUAUUGCUGAUUCUCAUGGUGAUUUUGAUUCGGUAAAAUCUCCAAACGAAGCACAUUUGUCUUUCUCUCCUGAUUUCGUUUCUCCUGGUAUCACAGGGAGCGCUCAAUUUUCUGCAAACAUGGAUCACGAGUAUGCAGUACAACAUCAAUCACCCGAAUCUCCCGCGUCCAAGUCCCAAACUCUGCCUGAGUAUGAAGCCUCGAAAUCUCCAGGAGACAUGGACUUCGCUUUGCCUACUAGUGGUGGUGCUCAGCAUGAGCCCUUCGAUACUUCGAUGCUAAGUCGAUCUCAGGAACUAAGCAGAUCUCCUGAAACAGGUUUUUUACCGUCAAAUCUUGGCGAUUACACCAAGGAUGUGACGGGAUUCCAGGAACCAUCACAUCCACAUCCUCAAACAACGACAGCAGAUGAUGAAUUCCCAGUUCAUGAGAUAAGUGUGGGUGGUGGGAAGGUUAUUCCGGAGGUUACAGAUCAGGUGGAGUUAAGUGACUACCCACCGGACAAUAUGCCUCCGAUUCAUGGAGAUUUAAUGUAUCAGUUGCAGAAGGAAUGUACUUCACAGCCUGCAGAUUCCACAACCUAUGAUGGUCCACCCAUUGGAUUCAUGGAUGUUACUUCUGGACGACCGGUAGAAGAAAUUGUCCACAGUCCCAGUUCCGAAGUAUCAAACGGCUCUGUGAUUCAUACCGAAGCUGCUCCCAUUCCACCUGGUUUUAUUCCGGAAGCGGUCUCUUCCUCCUUCCCUACCGCCACCGCAACAUCACCCAACUCUGGAGCACCUUCCGGUUUCUCCAGUCAGCAUCCAUUGCUUUACAGCCAACAUCAACCGGAGGUUUAUGAAGGCGACAAUGAAGCAGUUGGUGAAGCGGAAACAGAUCCAUCCUUCCAUCAGAAGUCUCCCACUACUACUCUAGCUGGAACAGGAGAUAUGGAAGUACCAUUUUCUAAGUCACCAGCGUCACCACAUCGUGAUGAAGCCAACGGUUUCGAGGCUGGAGACUUUACAAAGGGCACUGAUCCUUCAGAAAAGCCUGCAGGUGGCACUGACAGCAGUGGUACCGUUCCCUUUGAUCCACUAACUCAAUGGGGCCACCCACAGGGAAUGCCAGCUCCAGUGAUGCCUUCCAGAACGACGUUGGGCCGUUCCUCAAGACCUACAACUGCUCGCUCAUCAACUUUGGGCACGAAGGCCUCUACACCUUCCACAACCUCCAAAGCACCAGAGACCCUCCCUCCGGGUUCACCAAUCCACUUAGAUGUCAUCUGGGUUCCGGGCUACAUAAUUCGUGUUCCCUUUGCCAUGGCAAUGCAAUUUUUCACCCAAGUCCGAGCCCGGAUCUAUGUGCUCUCUGGAGAGUGUUUGCAUCCCAUUACGGGUGAAGCGCUUAUUGCUGGAAUCUCCAGAUGGAAGCCUGAAGAACGUGAAGCAGUAAUGAAGAUGAGCGGUGGCCGAGGUGUUGAAGGCAUCAACGUAGUUCCCACUGACGAACCCUUGGAAUGGGUUCGUUGGUUGCGUCGAAGUAGUGGCGGCAGUGGCGAUGGCAGCGGUACAGGUGAGGAGCGUCUUCAAGCUGUUGGAGUCACCAUUCAUUCCUCUGCCACCCUGUGCGAUAUACACUUCUCCGACAAUGGAACCGAGAUCACCUGUCCAGGUACUCAACUGCCCGUCUAG